AGCAUGCUGGGAAAAGUCAUGGGAACGAACUGUGAGCAGGUGAAAUCCAAUCCCGGUGACCUAUCUUUGUGUUCGUAGGUGUGGAUCUGGUCAAAAGCCAAGUUUAUCAACAGGAAAUUUCUCAUGGAGGAACUUUACCAGCGCUUUCUGGAUGGAGAAGACAGCCACGUGGCUCAGGAAGAUGACCCCUUCUGGGACCCUGUCGAGGUUGUCCACUUGGGCUCAGCCCACAUCUGGCUCCAGUCGCUGGCCUACUCCAUGAAGCUGGAGGAGCAGGUGGAGUUCAUGAACUGCGAGGGGGAGGAAGAGGCCGUGGUGCACGUCUGCGUGACUCCCUGCUCCCCGGCGGGACGGUGGGUGUCCCCUCUCUACCCGCCCCCCCCAGCCCGGCCCUGGCAGAAAACUCCCAGCAUGCCUGCGCUCUCCUGGAUGAGCUGGUCAGCACGGUGUCCCCGAAUAGCUCAUUCAGUCACGAUUUGGCCCCAGCAAAUCUGAUUUUUGCCACGGCGGCCAAAUCGGCAGGCCCGGAAUAUCUCAGGUCCUCGCUGAUGUGGCCCGAGGGCUGGAAGAAAGCAGAGUUUCCAGCUCGUCCCUUCUCCAUCCGUGGUACAGGCUCCCAUGGGUUUU
Molecule: messenger RNA, 627 nt
Organism: Acinonyx jubatus (cheetah)
Lineage: Eukaryota; Metazoa; Chordata; Mammalia; Carnivora; Felidae
Product: kinesin-like protein KIF28P
Exons: 1
Coding region: 124-495 (123 amino acids)
Source: RefSeq, a predicted model, not a curated record